This is a messenger RNA of Austrofundulus limnaeus, 1281 nucleotides long. It is a transcript of the gene hgd, whose product is annotated as homogentisate 1,2-dioxygenase. Gene Ontology annotation, biological process: L-phenylalanine catabolic process. Gene Ontology annotation, molecular function: homogentisate 1,2-dioxygenase activity. NCBI's taxonomy places the organism in Eukaryota, Metazoa, Chordata, Actinopteri, Cyprinodontiformes, Rivulidae. The record is from RefSeq and is a predicted model, not a curated record. Gene Ontology annotation, cellular component: cytoplasm.
GCCCCCUCCCCCUCUCAGCUCACAGCCCAGUGGAUUUGGGUCGAAGCAGAGACGGGAAGAGCUGCAAGUUAAUUUGUAACUCAAACAGCACCAUGGCAGGACUCAAGUACAUGUGUGGYUUUGGGAACGAGUUCUCCUCUGAAGACCCCAGAUGUCCUGGAUCCUUACCUGAGGGGCAGAACAACCCUCAGGUCUGUCCAUACGGCCUCUACGCCGAGCAGCUCUCUGGCUCUGCCUUCACCUGCCCACGUCCAGCCAAUAAGAGGAGCUGGUUGUACCGAAUUCUCCCAUCCGUGAAACACAAGCCUUUUACGCCUGUGCCGUGUGGCGAUCUGACCGAGAGCUGGGAUGAAGUGGAGCCCGAUCCCAACCAGCUGCGAUGGCUGCCGUUCACCAUCCCCAAAUCCACGGAGAAGAAAGUGGACUUUGUGGCUGGUCUUCACACCGUCUGUGGAGCGGGAGAAGCCAGGUGUCGUAGCGGCAUUGUGGUCCAUGUGUACACCUGCAACACCUCGAUGACUGACAGGUGCUUCAACAACUCAGAUGGAGACUUCCUGAUCGUUCCACAGCAGGGUGAGAUCUUGGUCACCACAGAGUUUGGGAAGAUGAUGGUGGAGCCGAACGAGAUCUGUGUCAUCCAGCAAGGGAUGCGCUUCAGCGUGGAUGUGUUCGGAGAAACCAGAGGCUACGUUCUGGAAGUGUAUGGAGCCCAUUUCGAGCUGCCUGACCUGGGGCCUAUAGGAGCCAACGGUUUGGCCAACCCAAGAGAUUUCUUGUGUCCAGUGGCUUGGUACGAGGACCGCCAAGUGCCCUCCGGUUACACCGUCAUCAACAAGUACCAAGGAAAGCUGUUUGCUUGCCAACAGGAUUUCUCUCCUUUUAAUGUGGUUGCCUGGCAUGGAAACUACACGCCGUACAAAUACAACCUGAAGAACUUCAUGGUCAUCAACUGCGUGGCCUUCGACCAUGCGGAUCCAUCUAUUUUCACUGUGCUGACGGCCAAAUCCACAAGACCUGGUGUGGCCGUUGCCGACUUCGUCAUUUUCCCUCCAAGGUGGGGUGUGGCCGACCACACCUUCCGCCCACCGUAUUACCACCGUAACUGCAUGAGCGAGUUCAUGGGCCUGAUCAAAGGUCAUUAUGAAGCUAAAGAGGAGGGUUUCCUGCCAGGAGGAGCCAGCCUGCACAGCAUCAUGACCCCCCACGGUCCAGACAUGGACUGCUUCGAGAAGAACAGCGCCGCCGAGCUCAAACCUGAGCGUGUGGCUGAAGGAACCAUGG